This is a messenger RNA of Hypomesus transpacificus, 1385 nucleotides long. Its product is annotated as E3 ubiquitin-protein ligase MARCHF11-like. The transcript has 4 exons. NCBI's taxonomy places the organism in Eukaryota, Metazoa, Chordata, Actinopteri, Osmeriformes, Osmeridae. The record is from RefSeq and is a predicted model, not a curated record. Gene Ontology annotation, molecular function: ubiquitin-protein transferase activity; zinc ion binding. Gene Ontology annotation, biological process: protein ubiquitination. The coding region runs from base 1 to 996 and encodes 331 amino acids.
AUGACCGUAGAAGAUGGAGAGGCGGGUCCAGUUUGCCAACAGACAGGGUGUGAACCACGGGGAGGCGCUGAUACCGAAGGACACAGUCAGUCCGCGGAGAAGAUCCAUGAGAAUAUAGGACAUGCCAGUCACAAGUCUCAAAAUAUUGUUAUCGGAGGGACGCAGAGCCAAAACAAUGUGGCCAAGAAUGGCGAAGAGGGCACGUCUGAUGAAAAAAGGAGCUGGGAAGAGAGAAAACAAACGAUGGACUCAAACUGCAGCAGUGAGUGUAGCAUCCUAGCUGCAAGUUGCCGAAUAUGCUUCCAGGGUGCAGAUCAGGGGGACCUUUUGAACCCCUGCCGCUGUGACGGCUCGGUCCGCUACACUCACCAGCAGUGCCUGUUCAAGUGGAUCAGCGAGAGAGGCUGUUGGACCUGUGAGCUGUGUUCUUACCGCUUUGACGUCAUCGCCAUCCAUAUGAAGAGACCAGGGCAGUGGCAGGCCAUUACUAUCACACUGGUGGAGAAGGUCCAGAUCGUUGCUGUGUUCCUGGGCUCUCUUUUCCUUGUGGCCAGUAUCUCCUGGCUGCUGUGGUCAGCCCUCAGCCUUCAGGCUGCGUGGCAGCGCAGGGACAUCCUCUUCCAGAUCUGCUACGCCAUGUACGCCUUCAUGGAUCUCGUCUGUAUAGGUCUGAUUGUCCACGAGGGCGCAGCGGUGCACAAUGUCCUCAUGCGCUGGCGAGCGCUCAACCUCCACUGGGAUGUCCAGAACUACGACAAGGCAGCAGACAUGGAGGAGGCUGCCAGGGCAGAGACCGCAUUGGUUCCCAGAACACUCUGGCUUCCCCUAGCUAUCAUGGGGUCUGUAGGGCCUUUGCAACCCAUUACCCAGCUAGGACCCCCACAGCUGUGGGCUUUUCUCUGUCUCCCCCCCUUGACCCUCUGCUGCCCUCCUCUGGCUGCCCGAGGCACUCUCAGCCAGGACAGGGACUCUGAGGGGGUCGUAACAUCUGUGUGACGGUGUUGACACCCUUCCAUCUUCCCAGAUAUAGUCCAAUGAGGCACUGUUGCAUGCUGGGGCAAAGGGACGGUAUACGUAUGGCUCUGGACAUGGGUCAUUUGACUGCGUGUGCCUUUGGGGACGGAUCGAUUUGUGUCAAUCUAAGUUGAGAUCACAAUUUAGAAGCUGUCUUGUCAGGUAUCUAUUUCUGUCAAAUGGAUAUGAUGUAAAUCCAGAUAAAUGACUAAUCAAGAUACAAUGAGUAGCUAUCUGGUUACAGCAGUUUAUCAGAUGAAUUUAUACCAGAGAUGAUAAAGAACCCAGGUGCAUCACUCCUGACUGAGUUACAUUCAGGGGUGUUGCUUAGCAGACUAGAACGGGCUGUUAAAACAUGAAUGGUUGCUGGA